Messenger RNA from Naegleria lovaniensis, 1089 nucleotides. RefSeq lists its product as uncharacterized. The transcript has a single exon. Lineage: Eukaryota; Heterolobosea; Eutetramitea; Acrasida; Naegleriidae. The coding region runs from base 1 to 1089 and encodes 362 amino acids. The record is from RefSeq and is a predicted model, not a curated record. Gene Ontology annotation, biological process: mitochondrial transmembrane transport.
AUGGACUCUCAACAACCAGAAACAACAACAUCAUCCUCACAAAAUACAUCUUCCCCAUUGUUACAUGUUUCUACAACGAAUAAUACGGAUCAUCAUUUGAUUGCGUCAUCUUGGUCUACUGCCCAACUUUUUCAUUCAAAAAUACCAUUUAGGGAUAAUCAUCAAAAUUCAACAUCUAAAAUUCAUGAAUUUAUUUCAUCAAGCAGACUAACUCAACAAAUUAUAGCAGCCACGUUCGGAUCAUGCCUCACAGCCAUUUUUACAUGCCCUUUGGAUGUUAUUAAAUCCCGAAUACAAACUCAACAUUUUGUGAGAAGCAUUCCUCAUCAUUAUAUCAAGCCGUGUCAACACCAUAGCAACCAUGCUCACCAUCAGAACUUUUUACCUCUCUCUACACGACGAGCAUUUAUGACAAUUAUUAAGAAUGAAGGAGCAAAGACACUGUGGAGAGGAUUAAGGCCGACACUUUUAUUAAUUAUUCCUAAUAAUGGUAUUUAUUACUCGUUGUAUGAAAGGUUAAAGAUUGAAUUUUCAGGACUAGGUCAUACCAUCACUCCACUAGUUUCAGGAUGCAUUGCAAGAGUAAUGGCUACUACUGUGACAAGUCCAAUAGAAUUUUUUAAAACAGCGAAUCAAGUGUCAAGGAACAAGGUUUAUUUACGAGAUUUGCGAUGGAGACAUUUAUUAAGAGGACUAAAUGCUACAUUGCUGCGAGACGUUCCAUUUUCUUCUCUGUACUGGAUGUGUUAUGAAAAUAUGAAAUCUUCACUUUUGAACCGAUUUUCGUUACAACAACAUCAUCCACACUACUCGAGAAAUUUAAUGCUCAUUUCUUUCGCAAGCGGUAUGACUGGAGGAGUGAUAGCUACCACGUUAACUCAUCCAUUCGAUGUGAUAAAAACCAAUGCUCAGAAUAUAGAAGCCAAACAUGUAGGAGUGUGGAAUAUUUCCCAGAAUAUUUACAAAACGAAUGGUUUGAGCGGAUUUUCUAGAGGAUUGCUACCAAGAUGCUUGAAAGUUGCUCCUUCUUGUGCCAUCAUGAUUUCCACCUAUGAAUUGGUGAAAAGCUUUUUCGAGACGUGGGAUUAA